AUGUCAAAGACAAGUUUCCUUGAUUUCCAAUACAACAUCUCAAAGAGAAAGUACCUGAGGAAGCCGGCGCGUAUGUUUUCAAGGGACAGGCAGAACUCUGGGCUGAAAAACAUUUUUCAGCCAAGCGUUGAGGAGAUGAAGAUGGUGUUUGACAAAUUUGAUUCCAAUAAAGAUGGGAAAAUAUCUCAACAGGAGUACAAAGCUACCCUGAAAUCUCUAGACAUGGGGAAGUCCGUUAAUGAUGUGCCGAAGAUUUUCCGGGUGGUUGAUUUGGAUAGAGAUGGAUUCAUCAAUUUUGAAGAAUUCAUGGAGGCUCAAAAGAAGGGUGGUGGGGUUAGGUCGCUUGAUAUACAGAGUGCAUUUCAAAUAUUUGAUAAGAACGGUGAUGGGAAAAUAAGUGCCGAAGAAGUUAAAGAAAUGCUGUGGAAGCUGGAAGAAAGGUGCAGCCUUGAUGACUGCAAGCGAAUGGUGAGAGCAGUGGACACUGAUGGAGAUGGCAUGGUUGACAUGAAUGAGUUUGUGUCCAUGAUGACUCAAUCCAUGAGACAUGUUUGA
This is a messenger RNA of Lathyrus sativus (Indian pea), 555 nucleotides long. The record is from the annotation of a GenBank genome assembly. NCBI's taxonomy places the organism in Eukaryota, Viridiplantae, Streptophyta, Magnoliopsida, Fabales, Fabaceae.